Nicotiana attenuata is the source of this 1244-nucleotide messenger RNA. RefSeq lists its product as uncharacterized. The record is from RefSeq and is a predicted model, not a curated record. Lineage: Eukaryota; Viridiplantae; Streptophyta; Magnoliopsida; Solanales; Solanaceae. The transcript is spliced from 4 exons. Bases 143 to 673 code for a protein of 176 amino acids.
UCCUUUUCCAGAAUAUAAAUCUACCUCCGCAUCACAUCAUUUCUCUCUCUCUCUCUCCGAAAAAUCUCUCAUUUGCUACUUUCUCUCUCGUCCAUUCACGGGGCAUCAACCAGUUAAAGGCUUUGUUCAGUAAAACUCGAAAAUGAACAAAUUUGCAUAUAGUCAAAAUGCCUUGGUGGGUUUUGUCGGUGUUGGAGAGAUGACUAACGGCGUUUAUAGAUCAAACGGCGUCGUUUGUCCCAAGCCUCGUAGGGGUGGGCUAUUCAAUUGUGCACCUUUUCCGUUGGGACAAAUUAACAAUCAAGAAAUGGAGGGUUGCGAUUUGAAAGCAGGAACUGAGCUUCUCGAUAUCAUUCUCACCAAGGGGAGAUAUGAUGUUGAGAAUUCCGAUUUGCAGUUGGCUUCAUCUCCACCAUUUUUUUGUGGAUCUCCGCCUAACCGGACUUCAAAUCCCCUGACUCAAGACGCCCAUUUUGGUGACGACAAUUUUGUACUUGUGCCACCAAUUCAAGAAUCAGCAGUACCAGCACCUUCACCACCACCACCCUUCUCCUCCUCCAGUCGUAUGACCGGAGGUGGCUGCGUUCGAGUGAAGUUCGGGAACAAUUCAGCUCCUGUGAGGAUUGAAGGGUUUAAUUGUCGUGGUAGCUGCAGCAUCUCCGCUGUUGCUUAGGUAUACAUAUAACAUUCACUUACUCAGACAUGACGGAAAAGAGCAGAAAAUUGUGUGGAGAGAAACCAAAACCAAUUCGUUUAGCUUUGUGUAUAUAUUGAGUGAAAGAAAGAAAGAAGGUACUCCUCUUUUGCUGAUGAGUUUUGUUCUGCAAUCAUUCAGAUACCUGUAAUCUGUAUAUUGUAAUGAGGUGAUGAAUGAGUGUCAAAUUGAGAAUAGGAAAGCAAUAACUUGAGCUCUAAGAGGGAGAAAGGCUAAAGAUUGUCAUCUUUUCUCUGGGAGUAUUAGGAUUCUUUACUAUAAUUAGGGCAAUGUAUGAGUUGGGAGUAUUUAUUUAGUGUAGUGUGAAGACUCAAGAGACACUUAUUUAGAAGAGAUGGUCUUCUUAGAAAUUCUUUUUAUCUUGUAUUCUACUAGUGAUAUUUUUUCAUUUUCAGUAAGCUACUGUAUUGUUAAUACUUUAGCUCUUUAGAUGGAAAGAGUAUCUUGUCAACCUUUGAUGAUGAGUCAUGUAACUAUUUAAGGAAUUACAUUAUAUUACAGUUAUCAUAUAAAUAUUUUUAUAUUUUCA